UGGUGCUGCCACGUUACGUCACGCGGCGCUACCAAGUACCAACCAAACCAACCACACGCUCGCUCGCACCGGGCCGACCGGUCGCCGACGGCCGAUGGCCUCCUCCCUCCGCCAUUUCGCCGGCCCCGCCUGCAUCCCCGCCCCCGCCCCCGCCUCCGCCGGGGCCGGGGCGUCCGGCGCCACCUGCUUGCUGCGCCGCUACACCCCCGACUUCUGCGCCUUCGCGGCGCUCCGCCCGAUCAGGCCCGCCGCCGCCUUCUCCGCCGCGAAUCCACUCGCCUCUCCGGCCGAGCACGAGCAGCGCCAGCAGCAGCAGCAGGCCGUCCCGUGCCACGACGGCGACCCACCGGCCCCGUCGCCGUCGCCAUCGCCGCCGCCGCCGCCGCCGUCCCCGGCCCCGGCGCCGCUGCGGGUGGGGAUCGUCGGGUUCGGCAACUUCGGGCAGUUCAUCGCGGGGGGCAUCCAGCGGCAGGGCCACGCCGUGCUGGCGGCCUCCAGAUCCGACUACUCCGACUACUGCGCCGGCCGCGGGAUCCCCUUCUUCACGAGCGUCGACGCGCUCUGCGAGGAGCAGCCGGACGUGCUGCUCAUCUGCAGCUCCAUCCUGUCCACGGAGGCCGUCGUCCGCGCCAUCCCAUUCCACAAGCUCCGCCCCGACACCAUCGUCGCUGACGUGCUCUCCGUCAAGCAGUUCCCUCGCAACCUCCUCCUCGAGAUUCUUCCACUGGGGUUUGGGAUUGUCUGCACGCACCCGAUGUUCGGGCCAGAGAGCGGUAAAAAUGGCUGGGGUAAGCUCCCAUUCGUCUACGACAAGGUUAGGGUGACAGAAGAUGGGGAUCAAGCAGUCAAAUGCGAACAAUUCUUGAGCAUAUUUGAGCAUGAGGGAUGUAGGAUGGUGGAGAUGUCAUGCGCGGAGCAUGAUCGCUAUGCCGCAGGAAGUCAAUUUAUCACACACACAAUUGGGAGGGUUUUGUCACAACUGAACCUAAAGACAACUCCAAUUAACACAAAGGGUUACGAGAGCUUGUUGCAACUUACUCAUAACACUGUAAGUGAUAGUUUUGAUCUAUACUAUGGGCUUUUUAUGUACAAUAUCAAUGCCACGGAGCAGCUUGAUAAUUUGGAGCGGGCAUUUGAGAGUGUGAGACAGAUGUUGUAUGGUCGGCUCCAUGAUUUACUACGAAAGCAAAUCGUGGAGAGAGUCCCCGUGACAACGAUCUCUUCAGAAAAAUUGGAAAAUAGCAGGUCAAAUUCUUUCGCAACAUCUCCCUUAUCGCCUAUAAUAACAGAAGAGAAUAAACAUGUAUCUUCAAUUACUUCUGUAGCAUCUCCUACUAAUAUUUUACAACCUACCACUUCCAGUACAGGGUAAUGGUAAAUUAGUAUAUCUAGCUAUUGUUGUUUUGUUGUACAUUUAUAUUUUGUUGUGGAAGAUACACGUGUGAAAUUGUAUAGUUGUUAGUAUUGACGGGUGGAGUAAAAUCAUUGCUUUGCUUAUUUA
Panicum virgatum (switchgrass) is the source of this 1501-nucleotide messenger RNA. Its product is annotated as arogenate dehydrogenase 2, chloroplastic-like. Bases 95 to 1372 code for a protein of 425 amino acids. The record is from RefSeq and is a predicted model, not a curated record. Gene Ontology annotation, biological process: L-tyrosine biosynthetic process. Lineage: Eukaryota; Viridiplantae; Streptophyta; Magnoliopsida; Poales; Poaceae. Gene Ontology annotation, molecular function: prephenate dehydrogenase (NADP+) activity; arogenate dehydrogenase (NADP+) activity; NAD+ binding. The transcript has 6 exons.